Messenger RNA from Hemicordylus capensis (graceful crag lizard), 4830 nucleotides. It is a transcript of the gene PDZRN3, whose product is annotated as PDZ domain containing ring finger 3. The coding region runs from base 356 to 3535 and encodes 1059 amino acids. Lineage: Eukaryota; Metazoa; Chordata; Lepidosauria; Squamata; Cordylidae. Gene Ontology annotation, biological process: protein ubiquitination; neuromuscular junction development. Gene Ontology annotation, cellular component: neuromuscular junction. The record is from RefSeq and is a predicted model, not a curated record. Gene Ontology annotation, molecular function: protein binding; ubiquitin protein ligase activity. The transcript is spliced from 10 exons.
AACUCUGCGCUUUAACUAGAAUCAAUGUGGUAGAGGAUUCCUCCCAAGCCUUUUCAAGGAAGUCUGAGGCAAUUAGUUCAGUCAGUAGACAGCCUGCAGCCAGCCAGUCUGGGCUGUUCCCAAUGACUAGCAAGGAAUCAAAAAGGAGAGUGGUUACAAUAAUUUCCUAUGAUCUCUGCAGUUUGGGCUUCUCUUGAGUACGACCCCCCCCCCCUUUGGAGGGUGUGUGGUUUUGGGUGGGUGAUUUUUCUCUUUUUCGGCUGCAGUUUAAAUCUUGCUUUUGGGGGGCUGUGGAGUUUGUGCGCGUCUGUGUUUAAAGUAUUCGUCGUCCGUCUGUCGGUGAAACCGGAGAGCGAUGGGCUUUGAGCUGGAUCGGUUCAACGGGGAGGUGGAUCCCGAUUUCAAAUGCAAUCUGUGCAACAAAGUUCUGGAGGAUCCUCUGACCACCCCUUGCGGUCAUGUGUUCUGCGCCGGCUGUGUGCUGCCCUGGGUCGUCCAGCAAGGCAGCUGCCCAGUGAAGUGCCAGCGGAUCUCCACCAAGGAGCUGAACCACGUCCUGCCCUUGAAGAGCCUCAUCCUCAAGCUGGACAUCAAGUGCGCCAACCGGGCGCGGGGCUGCGAGAAGGUGGUCAAGCUGCAGCACUUAGCCGAGCACGCCGAGAUGUGCGACUACUCGCCCGCCAAGUGCCGCCACAAGGGCUGCGCCGAGGUGCUCAACUUGCGCGACGUGGACGCGCAUAUGCGCGAGAGCUGCGAGGCCCGGCCGGUGGGCAUCUGCGAGCAGGGCUGCGGCUUGGUGCUGACCCACCGCGAGCACAAGGCCGGCGCCCACUGCUGCCUGCAGGCGCUCAAGGCGCACAACGGCGCCCUGCAAGCCAAGCUCGCCGGCCUGGAGAAGGAGCUCAAGAAGGAGGCGCUGCGAGCCGGCAAGCGCGAGAAGUCGCUCCUCUCGCAGCUCUCGGCCGUGCAGCUCGAGCUCCAGAUGACAGCGCUGCGCUACCAGAAGAAGUUCACCGAGUACAGCGCCCGCCUCGACUCGCUCGGUCGCAGCCUGGCCGCCUCCUCGCCCAGCAAGGGUGAAGAGACUAAAGCGCUGACUCUUGUCCUUCAUCGUGAUUCUGGGUCUCUUGGAUUUAAUAUAAUUGGUGGCCGGCCAUGUAUGGACAAUCAAGAUGGCUCAUCUAGUGAAGGAAUUUUUGUUUCUAAAAUAGCUGACAGUGGGCCUGCUGCCAAAGAAGGAGGGCUGCAGAUUCAUGACAGGAUUACUGAAGUAAAUGGAAAAGAUUUAUCUAAAGCAACUCAUGACCAGGCAGUAGAAGCAUUCAAAACUGCUAAGGAUCCCAUUGUAGUGCAGGUCCUGCGGAGAGCACCACGCACCAAGAUCUUCAGUCCAUCUCAUGAAUGUCUCCUGGUAGAUAUGGGCACUCAGACGGAUAUCACCUUUGAACACAUCAUGGCUCUUACCAAGAUGGGCUCACCAACCCCACCAGUUACUGUACUGGAUCCAUAUCUCUUACCUGAGGAGCAUUCAUCAGGGCACGAAUACUAUGACCCAAAUGAUUACAUGGGAGGCAUUCAUCAAGAAAUGGACAGAGAGGAGCUAGAAUUAGAGGAAGUAGAUUUGCAUCGAGUGAACAGCCAGGACAAAUUUGGGCUAACUGUGUGUUACAGAACUGAUGAUGAAGAUGAUUUUGGCAUUUAUAUCAGCGAGAUUGAUCCAAACAGCAUUGCUGCAAAAGACGGUCGCAUCAGAGAGGGAGAUCGUAUAAUUCAAAUUAAUGGCAUAGAGAUACAGAAUCGAGAGGAAGCCGUGGCACUUCUUACCAGUGAAGAGAGCAAGAAUGUGUCAUUGCUCAUAGCAAGACCAGAAAUUCUCCAGCUGGACGAAGGAUGGAUGGAUGAUGACAGAAAUGAUUUUCUGGAUGACUUGCACAUGGACAUGUUAGAAGAACAGCACCACCAGGCAAUGCAGUUUACUGCCAACAUGCUUCAGCAGAAGAAGAAAAAUGAAGAGGAUGGAGGCACAACAGAUACUGCAACUAUUUUAUCAAACCAACAUGAGAAAGACAGCGGUGUAGGUCGUACUGAUGAAAGCACUCGGAAUGACGAAAGCUCAGAGCAAGAGAACAAUGCCGAUGAUCACACUGCGUCCUUAAACACCUUGGGAAGCCAGAAGAAGUUGACAUACAGCCAUGACACGCUAGGUAGCGGAGACAUGCAGUUCAGCAACGAGUCAUUUAUUUCAGCCGACUGCACUGACGCAGACUUCCUCGGCAUCCCAGUGGACGAAUGCGAGAGAUUCCGUGAACUGCUAGAACUGAAAUGCCAGGUGAAGUCCACAAAUCCAUACAAUCUGUAUUACCACAACAGCAUCCUGGAUAUGAGUAAAAGUGACCACGAAAGCGUGGACAGAGAGCUGGAGAUGCUGAACGAGGAACUGCGCAAUAUUGAGCUGGAGUGUCUCAAUAUCGUGAGAGCUCACAAGAUGCAGCAGCUGAAAGAACAGUACCGAGAGCCAUGGAUGCUACAUAACAGUGGCUUCCGCAACUACAACACGAGCAUUGAUGUGCGCCGACAUGAGCUCUCAGACAUUACUGAGCUCCCUGAGAAAUCAGACAAGGACAGCUCCAGUGCAUACAAUACAGGGGAAAGCUGCCGAAGCACACCUCUCACCCUGGAGAUCUCCCCCAACAACUCUUUAUGCAGGACAGCAGAAGGUCUCAAUUUGCAAGGCAACGAGGGCGCAGAAAGUCAGAAAACUUUGCUGACUAGCCCAGAAAGCCAUGAAUCCAGCACUGCUAAAUCACACCCUAAAGAUGCUGACCUUAGCAAGCAGCUGGAAAUCAAAGAGAGGAAAGCCAGUGAUGGGAGCAAAAGCCCAUCUCAACCUCCAAAACCAGGGAGCUCGUACUUGUCUUCCUACCACCACUCUCCAUAUAAACAUGCUCAUAUUCCUGCCCAUGCCCAACACUAUCAGAGUUAUAUGCAGUUGAUACAGCAGAAGUCAGCAGUGGAAUAUGCCCAAAGCCAAAUGAGUUUAGUGAGCAUGUGCAAAGAUUUGAACUCUUCAAACCAGAGUGAAUCAAGGAUGGAGUGGAAAGUCAAGGUCAGGAGUGAUGGUACCCGCUACAUUACCAAGAGGCCAGUAAGGGACAGGCUGUUGAGAGAGAGAGCCAUAAAGAUUAAGGAAGAGCGUAGUGGCAUGACUACAGAUGAUGAUGCCAUAAGUGAAAUGAAGAUGGGUCGUUACUGGAGUAAGGAGGAGCGGAAGCAGCAUCUUGUGAAAGCAAAGGAGCAGAGGAAAAGGCGCGAGUUUAUGAUGCAGAGCCGGUUAGAGUGUUUAAAAGAACAGCAAGGGGCUGAGGAGAAGAAGGAAAUGAAUAUCAUAGAACUGAGCCACAAGAAAAUGAUGAAGAAAAGGAAUAAAAAGAUAUUUGACAAUUGGAUGACAAUCCAAGAACUCUUAACCCAUGGCACAAAGUCACCUGAUGGCACAAAAGUUUACAACUCCUUCCUGUCGGUGACUACUGUAUAAUCCUCCUGUGCCAAAGUUAUGUACAUAAAACCCUACCAUUGGGGUAGAGAUUCCUGCCUCGUUCAAUGUGGCAAUACUUUUUUGUGUGUAUAUAAGACACAUGCAUCGAGUUUAUAAUAAAUACUGAACUCGGGGUGCAAAUGUUCUCAAAGAGGAAAGUCAUCCACCCAACUCUUUAAAGGCAAUAUGGAAUAGACAGAGCUUAUUUGGAAUACCAAUAGUACCUUUUUUUUAGUAACUUGUUACCCUUUUACAUAAAGUGUUUUAAAUAUCAGGAAAAGCAUAUUAAUCAUACUUACACAGGUAAUAUCUUUUAAAACUAUAUUCAUAUUUUAAAAGGUUACACAUGCAGAAACACAAAAGACAACUUCAAAUAUGUAUUUUUAACAAAACAGUAUUUUGCAAUAUAUCUUUGCUAUUGAGCCCUUUUUCUGCACAUGUUGCUGUUUUAUCAAUAUUUUAGCUGAACUACCAAACUUGAUAGAAUCAUUUUGCAGUAAUAUGCACCGUUUAUCAAUUUGGCUGUGUCUUUGGGGUUGUGUGUACAUACUGUUUCCCCUGUUGGUGUACAGCACAUGCCUACCCAGCUUAUGACCAAUGAAGCCAAAUGGAACCCAGCAAGCAUAUAUGGUUUCCCAUCAUGGACUUAGAAAACUGUCUGAUGUUGUUGCCGGCAGGAACAGCAAAAACAGGCUGUUUAAAUGUCAGUCUAAAGUAUUUCUGGCAAGCCCUUUGGCUUUGUGGAUCACCAGUUGUGUAGAGCAGUGUGUUGCGAUGUGGUAGUGACUGCUGCAAGCAUCUGGGUAGCUGCAACCCCACUUCCAAGCAGUAACUAGAUGUAAUUCUCUGAGUUAGGUGAUGCAUUUCUGGGUGGGGGAACAGCAGUCUAUCAGUCAUUAGCAUGGGGAAAGAGGGCACUUUGGAUAAACAUAUUGUGCUCACAACUCCUCAAGAGUUCUGGCUUAGGACGACACAGGUUUUUGUUCUCUCUUUCUGUGGUUUCUGAAGGAAGUACGUAGGUAUCACUUGAAAGAACAGAAGCAAACUGCUGCAUGCUGCAGCUCUGAAGGAUUUUGAAGCAAGAGUGCCAAGGCUGUGGCCUGUCAAAAGAAUGUGCAUGUAUGUCUAAUGUUUUUCAAGACUGUUUGUGUAAUUUUGAAAUGCCCAUUGUAGUAGCUGUCUGCUUUGUAGAGUUGAAUGUAUUGGAAUUGAGAGCAGUUUUCAUGAAAUCAUGACUAGCUAUAUACAUUAACAAGUAAAAUGAAGUUAAAAAUAAAUUAUUGUUUUAUAUUUCA